AUGUCACCAUUUUCUUCUUCUCGUUCUCUUUCUCUCUCUCUCUCUCUCUCUCUCUCUCUUUCGCGCGAGCGCUCGCUCUCUUUCUCUGUCUGUCUGUCUGUCUGUCUCUCUCUCUCUCUCUCUCUCUCUCUCUUCACUCUUUCUCUUUCUUCCAUUCUCUGUUCGUCUCCACCUCUCUCUCUCUCUCUCUCUUUCUCUCUUCCUCAGUUUGCUUCCUUUCAUUUUCACCUUGGUCCAAAAAACUACAAGAGAAGACCGAGAUCUAACACAUUCAAUCUCUCUCACCCUCUCUCUCUCUCUCUCUUGCUCUCUCUCUAUCUCUUUCUUUCUCGAUGCUUUUCUGACUCUUUCUCUCUCUUUCUCUUUCUCUCUCUCUCUCUCUCUCUUUCUCGUUACAUAUCACUUUCUGGCUCUCUCUUUCCGUCUCUCCCUUUCCGUCUCGUUCUCUCUCUCUCUCUCUCUCUCUCUCUCUUUUUCUCGCGAGCGCGCUAUUUUUCUCUUUCUCUCAUUCUCUUCCUCUUCCUGUCUAUUUCAUUGUUUCUCUCUUUUUCUCUUUCUGUCUCUCUUUGUCUAUGUUUCUAUUCUUUCUCACUUUCUCUCUCUCUCUCUCAUUACCUGUCUCUUUCUGUCUCCGUAUCUCUUUCUGUCUCUCUCUCUCUCCUCUUUCUCUUAAUCUCUUCCUUUUUUUUUCUAUUUCUUUCUUUCUCUCUUUUUUUAUAUUUCUGUCUCUCUUUCCCUCUGUUUCUCUUUUCUCUCCCCCAGCCUUUCUCUCUCUCUCUUUCUCUCUCCCUUGUUACCUGUCUCUUUCUGUUUCCGUGUCUCUUUCUAUCUUUCUCUUUCUGCCUCUCUCUCUCCUCCCCCUCUCUCUCUCUCUAUUUCUUCUUCCUGCCUGCCUUCUUUUCUCACUCUUUGCCGCGUCUUGUGGGGGUUGCCUUGGCAUGCCAAGCUGAUCUUUCAAUGACUUGGUGCGAGAACAAGGCUACACCAAAAGAGGUAUCGGGGCUUGCAUCAACCGCUGUCUCAGACUCGGGCAACUCAACUUUAUUCGUUGCAAAGUUAUGUGCGAAUGACCCUGAUCUUUGA
Acanthosepion pharaonis is the source of this 1083-nucleotide messenger RNA. The record is from the annotation of a GenBank genome assembly. Lineage: Eukaryota; Metazoa; Mollusca; Cephalopoda; Sepiida; Sepiidae.